GGGAUGCGGGCGGAAGUUGGUGGAAUUUGAAUCUUCGGGGCCGUUGGUCGGGCUUCGGAUUGGGGUUCCGGCCGCUGCUGGAGAAGGAGGAGGAAGGGCAUUGAAAAACAAAGCAUUGUGGCCGCCGGGUCCCGUGGAAGUCUCCCGGCCGCUCCGUCGGACUCGAUUUCAAAGGAACACAUUAGCAUGAAUGAAAAUAAUCUUUGUCAGCUUCAGAACUUUGCUUGUGUUCUCUGUCGAAGAACUGAUGACUAUCCUGAAAAGUAUGGAGAAAAAAAGAUUUACCAGGACCACAACCUCACUAUACAUUACUAUUGUUUAUUGAUGUCAAGUGGAAUUUGGCAGAGGGGUGAAGAAAAAGAAGGUGUUUAUGGUUUUCUAAUAGAAGACAUCAAGAAGGAAGUAAACAGAGCUUCUAAGCUGAAAUGUUGUAUUUGCAAGAAAAGUGGUGCUUCAAUUGGAUGCGUGGCCAGCAAAUGUAAACGAAGCUAUCAUUUCCCUUGUGGAGUUCAGAAACAGUGUAUUUUCCAGUUUACUGGAAACUUUGGGUCAUUCUGUUGGGAUCAUCGGCCUGUUCAAAAUACACCUUCUAGCCAUUGUACGGUUUCUUCACAAUGCACCAUUUGUUUGGAAUAUGUUGAACAUCUUCCAACAUACAGCAUUUUGGGAAGUCCUUGUUGUAAAAAUGCUUGGUUUCACAGGGACUGUUUACAGGUUCAGGCACUCAGUGCUGGAAAAUUUUUCUUCAAGUGCCCAUUAUGCAAUAACAGUGAUAAAUUUCAGAGCGAAAUGUUGAGAAUGGGUAUUCAUAUUCCUGAAAAAGAUGCAUCUUGGGAACUGGAAGAAAAUGCCUAUCAAGAACUUUUGCAGCAUUACGAACGUUGUGAUGUAAAAAGAUGUCGCUGUAAAGAAGGGAGAGAAUAUAAUGAACCUGAUAGUAAAUGGGAAAUAAAACGCUGCCAGUAUUGUGGAUCUAGUGGAACACAUUUAGCCUGUUCCUCAAUAAGAACAUGUAGACAAAACUGGGAGUGCUUUGAGUGCAGAAGCAUUAUCUACAAUUCAGGGGAUUUAAAAAGACCAAAAAAACGCUCUCUACCUAACUCAGAAAAUAUUGGAAUUACUAACUGUUUGUUGGAACAGCACUCUCCCAAAUUCUCCAGACAGUCCCCUAGAACUCAGAACAAAGAUUUGCUCAGGUCACCAAAGAUACUACAUCAAGGAAGCUUGACUCCUAAUUCAUGUUUAGAUAAACCACCAUGUUCUAGAAGACUCAGGUUAAUCCCACCACUUAUUAAUGUUGCUGCAAAGAAUCCUUCCACUACUAAAAGGGAAGUCAGCGUGUUGAAAAGAGACAUUUCUAACAUACUGAGAGAAUUAGGAUACCAAAUUAAACCAAAAACACAGAAACUCUAUAUCGACAAAGAAAAUAUCUGGAAUAGUGCCAUAAAAGGACUCAGAAAGCGAAACUUUAAUCCAUCAGACACAAUUGAGGUACAGUUCUGUAAUGGAAAUGGAGAUGGAGGAACUGAAGGAUCAAAGCAUGAAUUCUUAAGCCUUUUAAUGAGACAUCUUGAGAGCUCAUCACUAUUUGAAGGGUCCGUGUCAAAGAACUUGUCCCUUAAUUCUGAAGCUCUUAAAGAGAACCUCUAUUUUGAGGCUGGUAGAAUGAUUGCCAUUUCUUUGGUGCAUGGUGGUCCACCGCCUUUUUUGUUUUCUAAAACGUUAUUUAACUGCCUUGUAUCUGGACCAGAGAAUGUAGAACCAACUCUAGAAGAUGUUGAGGACAGUAAUGUGAUGCAAAUAAUAACCAAGAUUAAAAGUUCACAAAAUUUGGCUCACUUAAGGUCAGCAAUACGUGAUUGUUUUGAAUACCUCUCUCACAUUGGAUGUCUCAGACUUGUAACACUGCUAAGUGACAAGGAUGUGUUAGUAAAAGACAUACUCACCUAUCAUGUAAUUAAAAGAGUGCAGGCACCCUUGGACAGUUUUCAGCAGGGUUUGAGAACUCUUGGCGUGUUAGAAACAAUGCAGAAAUAUCCAGAAGCAUUUUAUAGUAUCCUAUGUCACAAGCCUGAGAGACUUACAACCAAAAUCUUUAGUGAUCUUUUUACUAUGCACAAAUUGUCUGAAGCGCAGGAUGCCAGAUCUGUGGGGUUUUGGAUGAAUUACUUGCAGAAUGUUGAAAGUGGAGAAUUUGUAGUAAAAUUAGAAGAUAUCCUAGUUUUUGCAACAGGCUGCCGCUCCAUCCCCCCUGUUGGAUUUCAGCCUACUCCAUCAAUUGAAUUUUUGUAUGCUGAUUAUCCUGUUGGAACCAAAUAUUAUAACAAGUUAACUCUUCCAAUAACCAACACAUACAAAGAAUUUCAAGAAAACAUGGACUUUGCUAUCAGAAAUGCCUUAGAACUAGAAACAGAAAAAGCCUACUACACUGGAUGUUAAGUCUUAUUUCAGAAGUGCCUCCUUGUAAGCUGCUAUCAUUAUGUUCUUAACAUUCCACAACUUUGUCCUUAAUUCUCCCUUGUUUUAAAACUUGCCGGUCCUAAUUCAGUAGUAUUUGAUACGAACUUCAAAGAAAGUGGUGACAUUUUAAAAAGUACAAUAUGUUAAGGACUUCUUACUCAAAUUUGAUAUAACAUUUUGUAUUUUCUUAGUGCUUUUACUUGUCUGUGAACUUCAAAAUAAGUAACUUUAGUAAGUUGUUACUUUGUCAUGAUACACAUAAAAACUUGCUAUUGACUAAUUUUCUAAGUUAUGUUUCCUUCAGGUAAACUAUAAUUAUUUUCCAGUUUUGUAUAAAAAAUAAUUGUCUUUCAACUUUUUUUUCCUUUUAAAGCAUUAAACAGAAAUGCCACAGAAUUUAAAGGUAUUGUAGCAUAUGAAUCGAGAACAUGCUAUUCUCAAGAUGGAGUGGCACUAAACUAGAAAUCAAAGUAUGCAGAUAGGUCAGUUGGGAAAAGGUAGAACCUGCUCCCUGUACUCCUGUGAAACUGAAUUAUGUUCAAAUUGUGCUGAAAAGUUACUAUUUGUUAACUGUAUCUUGGGCCUUAAUGGUAACAGUUUGACUUCUGUAGACUUAGGGCAGUUCUAUGCCUUCAAAGUGAGUGAAUGUGGGUUAAUAUCUAGUUAUUUUAGCUCUCUUCGUCAAUUGCCCAUUAUGGGUUUGAGUACAGUGGUGGAUAUUAAUUGUUAACUUGGCUGAAUUACCAUGUAAGCCUCUUGGAGUCCACCCCAUAGAUACUAACUUGUAAUAUGUAUAAAACGAUUUUGCACCUACUAAUUUCAUUGGUAAAUUAUUUAAAGGAACAAAAGUAUUAUAUUUAGUCAUCCAUGUUCCCAUUCCAGAAGCCAUUCUCACUUAAUUUCGAUACAAGUGCUGUUUUUAAUACAUUCCUCCCAAAUGUCUGCAUUUUUUUUAAAUUGGAAAGCAAUCUAUUCUCAUCAUCUUUUGUAUCCAUAAUUUGAUGUUAGUACCAAAGUAGAUGGAGCAUUUUUACUCCGCCACAGAUUUUAAUGAUCUUCUACAUUUGUACUUAACUGUGUUUUUCCCCCUGCCUGCAAACUAAACUAAGCUCCUCUAAAUUAAAAUUCAAUAAGAAAUCUUUUGAAAUUACUGAUUUAAAUUUAUUUCUAGAUUUCCUUGACGUUUGUUGGUAUCGAUGAGAGUAUCUUUGGGCAAAUUUGAGUUUGGAGGAGAGUAGAGUAAUCUCAGCUUCUUCAUUACUUCUUUUUAGUUUUUUAAAAUUAAACUUAUUUAUAUUGACAUGUUUUUCGAAUGAAGUUGUGUCUUAAAACUUAUAUGGCUUCUGGAACCUCUUUCAGCAGAUCUUUACUUCUGUUGGAUUCACUCGUGUUAAAGCCAUUAGGUAAUAUGAUGUCGUAAGUCUUUUACUUUCAAUUAUGUCUAAAUAGAAAUCAGUUAGUGAUUUAUUUUUCAUAUGCUCAUAUUUAUGUAAUUUCAAAAUUGUACCUAUGAGUCAGCUUGGUUCUUUUUUCACUUAAGCAUGUUUCUUUUAGUCACUAAUAUUCUAGUAUUCUCCUGAGGCACCUUUUGGGCCUGUGCUGUUUAUUUUUCUUUUCAAAUGAAAUGGUAUAAAUAAUCACUGAGUCAUUGAUAACUGAAUGACAUGACUCCAUGCUGACAAAAAUCAAUAUGAAAAAAGAGAAAUUUGCCAAGUGGCUUUGCCUUUAGUGUUCAUUCAUCCUAAGGAAAGUAAUUAGAAUAAGAUUUUAUUCUUAUUUGUAAAUAGGCAACAUUUUUAAUGGUGUUUUAUUGUUACUUUUAUGAUAAAUUGUACUGUUUGUUCUGGUUGUAAUAUCAAAUGUAAAAUAUUUCCUUUCAUUUUAGUUUGAUUACUUACUUUAAUGUAUGUAGUUUAUGUCCCAGAUUUAUACAAUUUAAAAUUUUCUUUAAUAAUCCAAUCUCAAAUUCAGCUCUGCUAGUGACAGUUUUAUACACAUGAAUUCCUUUUUAGCUUUAGCAGCAUGGCAGAAUGGACAGAGAGCUGGUCUCAAAGCCAGGAAGACUGAGGUCAGAGGCGUGCAUCUGACACCUCCUGGUUUGUGUGACUGCUCCGUGCCAGGGCUCCAGGCAUCUCCAGGCAUUGCAGACCUGCAUUGGUAGAGGGAGUGUCUUCACCUGAGAGUUCCCUGUAUUAAUGAAAUUAGUUUCAGUUCCUAUCCUUGAGCACUCUUAAUUGUACAAACCUUUUAACUAAAGAGAAACUUAGAAAGAAAUGUCUUUUAGUCCUGUUGACAGCCUUUCAGUACACUACAACUUUGUCUAUGCAGUUUGAAAUGCACAUUUGGAUAAUUUGUAAUGAUGUCUCUCUUGCAUAGGAAGUGGCCAGAAAAAUACACGAAGAAAGCCUUCUUUUGUGUAAACUGACACAUUAGUGCUUUUCCUGCAUGAAUCCAUUCUGAUAGUGUGGAAAGAUUCCUUUUGUACAAAGUUGAAAAAUCCCUUUGUAUAAACUAACUUCCAUAAAAGUUUUAUUAAACUGAACAUAUGGAUAGGAAGUACCACAUGAAUGAGGCAGCAUUGUAAUUAAAUCUUCAAAUAAGACGAAUAGCACCCUGUAGUUAGUUCAUUUCUCACUUAUUCUCAAGGAUAGGAGAAUUUCAUACACACAGAGACACCCCCAACACACCUACCCACACCCACUCAUGUAAUGCUUGUUUACCUCUGAGGGCUAAAGUGACCGGCUGUUUGCAUAGCCUUCUGUGGGUUUGCGCUGUAUUUAUGUUUACCACUCUAUAACUAACCACUUUAUAAUUUUAAGCACUGACCCCUUUGCUGACCAGUAGCAAAGCCCCACCCCAGGUCUGGCCAAUAGCAGAGAGCCCAGUUCCAUAGCAAGCCAGCAGCAGGGACCUACCCCUUGGGCAGAUCAGCAAAAGGAAAUUACUUCUCUGGGGCCUGCUCCAGAGAGGCCCUGUUUCCAUAGCAACCCAACAGCCAAGGUCCACCCCUGGAGCAAGCUAAACCACCACAGCCAGGUGAGGCCAUUGGGGAGGUCCCACCCCCCAGUUCAAAUGGAAAAGGAAAUAUAAAAGCUCACUGAAGAAAAUAAUUCCUUAAAAAUUAGGAUUGAACAAGUGGAAACUGCUGACUCUAUGAGACAUUAAGAUAGCAU
Messenger RNA from Trichosurus vulpecula (common brushtail), 5633 nucleotides. It is a transcript of the gene G2E3, whose product is annotated as G2/M-phase specific E3 ubiquitin protein ligase. Gene Ontology annotation, cellular component: nucleus. The record is from RefSeq and is a predicted model, not a curated record. The transcript is spliced from 16 exons. Gene Ontology annotation, molecular function: ubiquitin-protein transferase activity. Bases 187 to 2439 code for a protein of 750 amino acids. NCBI's taxonomy places the organism in Eukaryota, Metazoa, Chordata, Mammalia, Diprotodontia, Phalangeridae.